ACAUUUUCCUUGGGGGGCGGAGCGGGUUGGCCCAUGACUAUCCAGUCUGGAGAAUACCCUCGAAUUCUCACCAUCAUCACCUGGCACUCAAUCGACACUUAAUAAAAUCCUUGUAGAAUUCUUAAUAAAUUUCUUGGUGGACAGAUCUGAAUGGCCUCAGGGCAGUGCCUAUUUCAAUACCACCUCUUACCACCAGGUGGUCUGGAGGUUGAGGAUCCGACCUGGCCAGGCGCAAGACACCCUGGGAAUUGUAGUUCGCCAGAUGAACAGAGAAAGGCGAGACCAAGCUGUGCAUCCUGGGAGUUGGAGUAUUUGCCACAGUGCCCUCUGCGCAGGCGCAGGCCGACAGCCAUUUCCGGACGCCAGGGUCGCACAGAAUCCCAAGGAGGUUUCCUAGAGGAAUCAUGGCUACCUAUAGCCUAGCGAAUGAGCGACUUCGCGCCCUGGAAGACAUCGAACGGGAAAUCGGCGCCAUCCUCCAGAAUGCAGGGACCGUGAUCCUAGAACUGUCGAAGGAAAAAACCAACGAGCGACUCCUCGACCGGCAGGCGGCGGCCUUCACAGCAUCGGUGCAGCACGUGGAGGCGGAGCUGUCGGCUCAGAUCCGCUACCUCACGCAGGUGGCCACAGGGCAGCCCCAUGAGGGCUCCAGCUACUCUUCAAGAAAAGACUGUCAAAUGGCUCUGAAGCGAGUAGACUAUGCCCGCCUCAAGCUCAGUGAUGUGGCGCGAACCUGUGAGCAGAUGCUGGAGAACUAAGCCAAGGAAGUGAAUCCAGAGCAUGGAAGGAGACCAUGACUGAACCUGACAGAAUUAGAGACCUGUAGGAUGAGAGGUGUGGACUGAGGCAUUCAUACGUGCCCUGCUGGUCAAGAGUAUACUAGGACAAAAGGGGCAGAAGGUGGAAAUGGAAAAACUAAAGCCCAAGCCUUCCCACAGCUGUGCCCUGGUUCCUCCAGCAUGGUGCUCCUGCUUUCCACUACACAAGCUUAGACAGGAGCUGGAGAUUCACCUGCCCAACCCACUUCCUCAUGCAUGUCAUGCUCCUGUCCCAGGCUUCCUGGAAACCUGGCCAAGGAAGAUAUACUCUUCCUUUGUUGGAAGAAACAAAACAAGAACUAAGAAUUUUAAUA
Molecule: messenger RNA, 1132 nt
Organism: Castor canadensis (American beaver)
Lineage: Eukaryota; Metazoa; Chordata; Mammalia; Rodentia; Castoridae
Gene: Med11
Product: mediator complex subunit 11
Biological process (GO): regulation of transcription by RNA polymerase II
Cellular component (GO): mediator complex
Molecular function (GO): transcription coregulator activity
Source: RefSeq, a predicted model, not a curated record